Messenger RNA from Rotaria socialis, 7941 nucleotides. NCBI's taxonomy places the organism in Eukaryota, Metazoa, Rotifera, Eurotatoria, Philodinida, Philodinidae. The record is from the annotation of a GenBank genome assembly.
AUGACAGACAACGAAUCGGAAUUAAUAGAAUAUUUAAGUAAUAAUGGACUUAUCUCCCUAAAACAAGUGCUCAAUAGUGAAAUACAUACCACAUUUAAUCCUAUUCAAUGCCGUGAUUUGGGUCGUUUUCUUAUCAAUUUAAUACCUAUUUGUUAUUCACAUAUCACUGAUCAUGAUGCAGAACAAGCUUUGCAUAAUAUCCCAUCGAUACAUACACAUUUUAAUCAAGAACAAAGUGAUUAUUCUAAAUAUAAAACAUCAAAUAUAUUUGAAACAUUAAAUUAUCUAUUUGAUACAAUUGUUCGUCUUUUUCAAUUUCCUUCGAAUCAUGAUAAUCAUACAUUAAAUGUAUCUCCAUCAGAAACAAAUAAUGUUCAUAUUGACAUUGCUCAAACAUUUGCUCAUAUUGUACUUCCAAAUUUAACAACUGAUUAUAAAGUUGUCUGGUUUUAUCAGAAAAAAAUUCGUUCACUGCUUCUUAUUUUCCGCCAGAUUAUUUCGUUUCAACCAUCAGCAUUUACCAAUAGUUUUACAACUAAUCCCAUUGGCUCAAUAAUAGCAAUUAUUGGCAAUUAUCUUUCAUCAUCAUCAUCCUCAUCAUCGAAAUUUCUUGUUCAAUUAGGAUUCGAUACUCUACAAGGUUUUGCAUUAUUAAUUGAAAAUACGCUUCAUAAUAUUGCUCAAGUCAAUUCUGCUGCUCAACGGCGAACCCCAAAUGAUUUACUAAAUUUAAUCAAUCAAUUUUUAACAAGUGAUUAUUUUUUACUAUUUAAUCUACUUACUAUCGAUAAAGAAAACGAAUCAAAUGGAAAACAGCUACUUGAACAUUGUGCAAUUAUAUUAAAACUUCUAAAAAUUUGUCGUUCCGAAAAAUUACAGCAUAAACCAAAUCCACGUCUUGCACAAACAUAUUGGGAGAAUAAUUAUGAACAAGCUUAUUUAUUACAUCAUCAUCAAAAUUCGUUUGAAAUAAUAAUUAAUAAUAAGAAUAGUCUUGACGUAAAUAUUGAAAUAAAAGCUGAUAACAAUGAUGAUAAUAAUCAAAUCAAACGUAUUUGUAUUAUUAAUGCUAUUUAUGAGAAGAUAUUACGAUUAGCUAUUAAACAAUUUGAAUCUAGUCAACCAUUAUUUUCGUUUAUUCAAGAUUGUCUCUCUUAUUUAACAGCUAUUGGCUCAUGUUCAUGUUACUCUCUUUCACAUUAUCGUACCCUGUUAUCUAAAAUCAAUCAUCUUAAAGCCGAUGAGAAAAUUAUAACAUCACUUGAGAAACAAUCUAUUAAAUUAUUUCGUCAAGCUUUUCUUCUUAUAUCCAGUUGUUCCCAACGAAAUCAUCAUCAUCAUCAUCACCACCAUCAUCAUCAUCAUCAUGAUACACAAAUACCAGAUAAUACAUUAUUUUGGUCAUACUUAUCAAAUCAUUUAUUUCAACGUCCAUCUCACUAUUCCCUUAAUUUAAUUCAAUCAUUUCCAGAUCUUAUUCAAUGUUGCUCAAUAGUCGAUAAGCAAUUAGCUUUAAAAUCUUGUAUAACACCAUCUUUAGAAUAUUAUCGUUCAAUACAAAAUACAGCGAACAUAGAAAUGAUUGAAUAUCUUGUUCAAACACUGCCUAAUCUUUUAUUUGAUAUUAUUACUGAUAUACCAUUAUUAUCAUUAUCUGAUACAUUGAUAUCAUUAUCGACAUUAUUACCAUCACUACUGAUUCAUACAUUGCCUGCUCUUGGUUGUUUACUAACAUCAACAUCAAAUUGUUCAAAUUUAAAUAUAUCUGAAUCAUUUCUCUAUUUAAUUAUUAAACUAACGAAAUCAUGGUCAUUAUCGAACGAUGGUAUUGAUAAUUUAUGUCAUUUACUUAAUAUUCUUAUUCAAAAAUGUACAAUAUUUCGGCAAGCAUUUUAUUCAAAUCUAUGUCAUUUACGUUUGUUUGAACGUUUCCAAUUGAUGUUAAAUAAUAAAUCACCGAUUCAAUCAUCAAUAAUCGAAAGUGUACUUGUAUCGGUUUCGUAUUAUACGAGACCCAAUGAUAAUAAUUUUAAUUAUAAAUUAAUUCUUGAACAAAUAACAUUCUAUAGUGAAAAACAUCGUUAUACUCGAUCGUGGUUUGAAUUACUUGUACGUUUAUCAUUAUCUCAACAAUAUCAAGAUAAACGAACGCGAUGGAAAAGUUCGACGAAUCAUAAAAUUCCAGCAGCUAAUGAAACUGAUGAUGAAAAUUCAACCUCACCAUUAUUAUCUAUUACGGAUGCUAAUUUAGAAAAUUACCAAAGCAUUGAUGAAGAUGAAAUUUAUUAUGGUGAUAUUGAAUCACUUAGUGAUGAUGUACCGAUAGAAAAAGUGACGAAACAAAAUCAAACGAUUUAUUCAAAUUUAAUUCUUUUCCCGGAAUUAGUUAUUAUUGGAUUGAAAACUACUUGGGAAAAUGUGGAUCAUGAAUGGAGUGAUCAACAAACGACAAAUAAAUCAUCACUUUACGUAACAAAUCUUGUCACCUACUUGGAAUUAUUAUCAUCAUUGGUUCGUGCUAAUAGUUAUAAUUGUAUUAUAUUAAAAAAGUCAAAUAUCGACGGUUAUCUAUUUAAUUGUCUAACAAAAAUUGUUCCUCGUGCAACAUUUGCACAGAAAGACAACUUAAUUUCUUUGAUAAUAACGCUUCUACAAUUUUUAUGGUCACAAUCGAUAACAGUUAAUCAACUUGAUGAAUGUUUCAAACUAAUAUUAAUUCAUCGUUCAUUAGUCGGGCCGUUGCUUCGUUUAUUUAAACAUCUUGUACAUCAAAUUGAUUCCAAUCAGCCACGUUCAUUUUGUUCUAUGCCAUUGUCAUCUAUAGUAACAUCAAAAGGUGGAAAUAAUUUACGUUUAACACUCGAUCAAUUAUUUUCAUUGAAAUAUCCUCAAACAGAUUCUUCGAUAAAUUAUAAUGCUCGUCAAUCGGCAUUUGUAACUGAAACAUUAAAAUCAGUUCAAUUAAUUUUUCCAUUAACUAUCGCUAUUUGGCUAAGAGUUAAUUAUCCAUUUGAUAAACAUGAAAGUAAUGAUGAAAAUCAAGAUGAAAAUGAAGAAACAAUUAAAAAAGAGAAUCGACCCAUGUUACAUAUUGUUACAUUAAGUCAUGAAGGAAUUCAAUUACAAUUUUGGCUCGAUUCAAAACCAAACCUUUGUUUGAAAAUUGUACAAUUGUCAUCAGGAUCAAAUAAUCAAAAGCCUACUAAUUUCAAUGUUCGCCUGUGCAAUCUUCCACGUGAAUCUUGGUCACAUAUAUUUCUUACAAUAUCGAAAACAACAAAUGCAGUUCGUAUAUGUCUAAAUGGUCAAACAUCUCUAGUCAAAAUUCAUUCGAUACCUUCAUUAUAUUCUUCAAAUUCAACCAAACCAUGGUCGAUCUCGCUUGGACAGCAAUCUUUGGAUACAUGCACGAAACUCUAUUAUGAUCUUGGCAGUAUUCUUCUUUUUGAUAAAGUUGAUUUUCUCAACGCAAUUAAUAAUGAUUGCAUCCCAACAUAUUUAUUUAGUUUGGGUUCCGAUCAUUGGCAUUUUUUAACAGGCGGUCAACAACAACAAUCACUUGUUAAUUAUUGGAUAUAUCAAAGAUUUAGUCGUGUUUAUUCAUCAAUACCAAUCGAUCAAUUUGAAAACGAACAAAAUUCAUGGCAUACACUUUUAAAACGUUCACUCGUAGCUUCCUACUCUUCUAAUAAUCCUUGGACAUUAUUUGUAUUUAGUACAAAUCUCGAUACAAAUGAAGAUGUUGCACCAAGUCUUUUAAAUAAAUAUUUAUCAUUAUUGUCAUCAGCGCCAUCAUCAUCAUCAUCCUCACCAAUAGCAGCUCCAUCAUCAGUAACAACCCACGAUGAUAAUUUAUUAGCAAUAACCACGACGAUUUCUUUACCAUCGAAAAUUUCACUUGAACAAUCAAGUAAUAUUCUUAACGUAUGCGAACAAUUAGGUGGAAUAUUAAAUUUCAUUUACUUAUUUGGAAAACUUAUUGAAAUCAAUACAUAUCCAACACCAUCGUGUAUUGGUGAUAUAAGUGAUAUUGUAUUUACAUCAAUAUGGAAAAUAAAAUCCUACUAUGAUUUAUUCAAUUCACUCGAUGGUUAUCUUUUAAUUGUUAAAAUUUUAACCACUGAUGAAUGUACAAGUCAUAUAUCGGACAAAUUUUACGAACUACUCAUUGAUAAAUGUAUUAUAUUAAAUCAGCAACGUCUUUAUGAUAUAAAUUUAUUUCGAUUUAUUUUACUUGAUUGGAAAAUUUGGCAUCGUCAUUCGGAAAUAUUUUAUAGUAUAUUAAAAUCUUUUAAUAGUUUAUUGUCGGAUCAAAUGAAUUCAAAAUAUUAUUACGUUAAUCGACAAUUAUUUAAAAGUCAUUUUACCCUUGAACAUUUAUUAACUCUAUGCCAAGAAAUUAUCGAAGAACAGCAACAAAUAAUUAUCGAUGAAGAAAUCGCGAAUGUUUUAGUGAAUAUUAUUGAAGCUUUUGUUGAGAAUGAUAUCAAUAUUAUUGCAUUAUUAAUGAAUUUUGUUUUAGUUAUACAUCCGCUAAUUAAAACUUAUGUUACAUAUAAUAAAGCACAUUUUUAUUUCAUUACAAAACCUUUCAGUUAUUAUCAAACGCGAAACAAAUCGAAAAAAGAAGAUCUACUACGACAAAUUUAUAAAGAUCAAAAUUCAAAAUUUUUGAAACGACAACGUUCAUCAACAGUUCACAAUGAAAUACUAGUGGAUACGUCUUCUAUUCGAAAAUCGCAUUCAUUUACCGAUUUAUCAGCUCCAAUAGCAACAAAAGGUAAUGAUGGGGAAAAUUUAAAUCAUCGUCGUGAAUAUUAUAUAGAUACUUCUGAUACACCGAGAACGGCAAAUUUUGUCAAUGAAUCAAAUUUAUUAGGAAUUAAAGAUUGUCCUCACAAUGUUGAUUAUCUUUCGACUGGUAUUCUACGAUUAUUAGCCAACAUAGCUGUAACAACAUCGGAUCGUUUAAUGAUGCAAUUGAUUGAUCAUGUAUUUCGUUUAAAUAUUUUAAUUGUUCUUCUACUUGAUGCAUCGAUGGCUAAACGUGUUCAAUGUUUACGAUUACUUGAUGUUAUCUUAAAACGUAUGGACAAAGAUAAAGUACAAAAUACUGUACUAAGAGUUGAUUUACACACAAUGUUAGCCAAUCAAAUCUAUCAUCAACUGGAUGGACGUGAUAAUGAAAAGGAACUUGUAGAAAUUUGUGUUUCGAUAGCAUUACAACGACCUAUUCAAUUCGAUAUGAAAUUAAGUCUAUCUAAACAAAUUCAUGACGCUGAACAAUAUUUUUCUAUUCUUUCAUCUUCACCACCGUGUCCACGUUCGCAAGUUGGCUUUGCUUUAAUACUUUCUCUUAUUGAAAAAUUAAGCAUGACAAAUGUUUAUCUAUGUGAAUUAAUUCUUAAAUUACUCGACCAAAUAAUAUUACAAUCGAAUGAUGAAAAUCGACAUUUUCUUGUUGAUAUCGGUCUAACACAAGUUUUAUUCAAUACACUUUCAUCAGCUAUAUCGAUUUCACAUGAUAAAAUCAUAACGUGCGUGCAAAUAUGCUUUAAUUCAUUAAUCAUAACGAUGUUUACAACGACUAUGAACGAUGAUAUAUCAUUUACAUCGAUUAUUAAUAAUAUUAUUGGAAUGAUGAUGAUGAAUAAUGAGAUAGAUUGUCCAAAAAUAUAUCGACGAGUGUUGCAUCAAACUCUAUCAAAUAUGCUGAAUUCAAUCAUAGGCUUAAUUGAAAAACCACCAGUCGUUGAUGUUUCAUCGUAUCAAUCAACAAUCGAGCGAAGCAAUCUUGAUGAGACGAAUUUAAAUUUAAAAACAGUUGAGCAAUCGGAUCGAUUUCGUAAAUUUUUACAAUUAUCAUUAGAUUAUAUUUAUCUAUUUCAUGAUGAAUGUUCAUUAUUUGAAACAUUUACAUUACGUCUGCUCGACAUUUGUCUCAUUGGUAUUGCAUAUCUAAUUGAGAAACGUUCGAAUAAUUUAAAUUCUCGCCAUCAAAUGUCAUUGAUUAUGUUUCGUUGUGGCGAUAUUAUUAAAAAUAUUUGCCUAAAACUAAUAACCAUCGCACUUGAUCCUGAUAAGCAACGUUUCAUUUUUCGUACACAAAUAUUAAAAAAUAUUAUUGAUCAACCGAAUUCCAAAGGAAUCGUAGAGUAUCUUUUAAUGCAAGAUACACAAUGUUCGUUAUAUCAUCAAAUACUUAUUUAUUUGCAAAUACUUUCAAAUACAACUCCAGCCGAGUUAGAAUUCGAACAAAGUAAUUAUCAGGAUCAAAAAUCGUUCGAUUCAGGACAUGUAACAUUCGCACCUAUUGCCGAUCGAAGUCAAAUAUUAACCAAUGCAGAAGAAUCAUCACAUACAGUAAACAUAUCAACGAAACAAUCGAAAUUACUAGUUAAACGUUCACCAAAAGUUACAAUUACCAUUGAAAAAUCAUCAUCAACAGACGACGAACGUGAUGUUGGUAAACGGUCGAAUUCUCCUACAACAAAUGAUGAACAAGAAAGGAUGUUUAAGAAAAAUUUCGAUCGAUCGUCAUCACCUUCACUUUCACUUUCAUCAAUUGGUAGCGAAUUAGCAUCAACACAACAGUCAUCGAUUAGUAAUUAUCAAAAUACUAUUAAUACAUUUCGUGAUCUUAUGCGUACCAUUAACAUUCAAUCUUUAACAGUCAAUGAUAGUAAUGCAACACAACGACGAGCACUCAACGACUAUUUACUUUCAUCAUCAUCAAGAUUAACAUCUUCUCAAAUGUCUUACAAUAUUUCUCAAAAGAGAGUUAAACGAUAUUCAUUGGAUUUGUCUUCAUCGACAACUGGAAAUGAUAUUCGAUCAGCAAACAUCCCGAUUAAAUCUCAUUCACCCGAUAAGUUUCAACGUCGUUCAUCCAAUACAACAUCUUCAUCACCGAUCUCAAUCAGUUGUUCGUUGAUUGUUGAUGAAAAACGUGUUGAUUAUAGAAAUGCACUUAAUCAAGCGAUCGACACAGUUCGACAACGUUCAAUGUCAGCACAAAAUAAUUCAUUAAAAACAUUUACAAAUGUAACUAUAUCAAUUAUAACAGCACGUGCUAUGGAAAUAACACAAGAUGUUAUAAAUUUGCAAGGCAUGGAACGUAAAACAUAUCUUGAACAUCUUCGUUUUACACAAAGUCUUGAGCUACGUACAAAACACUUAUGGCAUCAAUUAAUAUCUCAAUUGACACAUGAAUAUGGUGUUUGGUUUGAACCAUUGUCGUAUCCAAAAUUUUGGGAACUUGAUCCCACAGAAAAUCCUCAACGUGAACGUCGUCGUUUACAACGUUCGUAUUGUCUAAUGGAAAAACGUUUUUUUCAACCAGAAGUACCUGAUGAAGUACUUGUUAAUCCUCCAUUAUCCUAUUUAUUCGAUACACGUCAUUAUCAAUCGGUUAGUAUACAAACCGUUUUGUAUCAUAAUGAAAAAGUCGAAUAUCAAUGUCGUUGCAUAAAUGUAACUCCUAAUAAUGAAAUCCGAGGCGAAUUACUUGUUGGUACAACACGAAUUUAUUUCGUUGCCGAUGAACAAUUAUCAACAUUGAAAAAAACUAAAAGUAUCAAUACGGCUAUGUCAACAAUCGGAUACAAUUAUCAUUCAUUAAAUGAUGAUUCAAAUUCAUUUUCAUUUGCUAUCGAUGAUAUAUGCGAAAUGUAUAAAAGACGUUAUAUGUUACAAGAUCUCGCACUGGAAUUAUUUUUUACUAAUGGUAUUACAUUAAUGGUUGCACAUGAUUCGAAUAAUGAUCGAGAAAAUCUUUAUCGACUAUUAACUAAACGUAAUUUAAUACAAUUUAAAUAUGGUGGAACAGUGAAUGAAAUACAAGCAUUAUGGAAACAAGGUCAAAUGACUAAUUUUGAUUAUUUAAUGCAACUGAAUAAAUUAGCUGGACGCACAUUUUUAGGUAAAUAUAUGGGAAUUUAA